CUUCACUGACUUGACAGUUGAACUUGAGCGAGACAACAAAUGGGUAAUCAAACAAGCUCCUUAAACUCAGAUGUCUAUGUGUCAUUGGACUCUUCUAGUCGCACUUCCAGCCCUUUGAACAUAAAAGAUUUUUUGAUAAGGUACAGAAAAUACCUACCACUCGUUGUUUCUACCUACGGGAUAAAAAAGAAAGUGCGGUCCAAGGCUUCUUUCGGUGAAGGUCAUUCACUCUGUGUUCAUUUCCAAAAGGAGAGUGAUGUUGUGCUGGCUGUAUCUAAGGAAGGGGCCAAGUAUUUCGUUCCCGUUAGAUCGACCUUUAUGUGUAGUCCGAUAUAUGACAAUCCUCGCAAGAAAGGGACUGUUUUUGAAGGCGUUCAGGAACUUCUGCAACACUCACCUUUACCCCAAAUAGUAUACACAACUCAGGGCUACCUUAGUCCAAGUGGUGAAGAAACAUCGUCUGUUGAAGAAGGCCAGAUUCUUGCAAUUAAGGGCACAGAGAUUCUGAAUGGACAAAAUACAUUGUGGUGCAUAGAUAUUCACUCAUAUGAGCAAAAAAAUCUCGAAAUGUCAUGUACUGCUUCCUUCUCAACGGAUACCUCUUUGUUGAGAUUGGUAUUAGCAAGUGUUAUCGAUCAUUUGACACUACCAAUUGAUGUUGUUUUUUCUGCACCUGACAGUCAUGGCUCAUCAUGUGUAGGAUUUCCUGAAUCACUCAUUUGUACCUUAACAAAUAAAUUUGAGACACAAUCCAUCAUUACUUCACCAUAUUCUGCUAACCCUAGCUCUAACCCUCCAAAGAAUGUGGUUGAAAUUCUCAGUGAUGCACCAAUUCAAGUUUGUGUCCUAUCUCUAUCAAAAGAUGAAGAACGAGUGCUUAAAGAAAUGACACGAAAUCUUCUGACCACUUUCUCCCCGAACCUUGUUGCAGAAGUUGUUGGUCACAUUACUACUCCAAUUGAUACUAAAAUCCAAACAGCACUGUUUCAGUGUCUGGAGCAAGAUUAUUACUGGAGCAAGGAAUUUGUUAGUAAGGAGCUAGUAGCUACACUAACAACACCAAGUCACAAUCAGGCACAAGUUCCCUCACGUAAUAAGAUACUGCCAACUAACUUUUAUGAAAAAGAAGAGGAAGAAGAUGCAGAAAUUUCUGAAGACACUUACGAAGAAGUAGGAACAUUUAAUCAACAAGUAAUUCAAGCAGCAUUGCCUUCAACAAUACCUUCAUUACCCAUAUUGCCUACACCUAAACACAAUUUGUCACCUUCAAUGAUGCAAAGACAUAGCAUUGAUACAGCAAGUCUUGCUAGUCAGCUAAGGAAGCAGGAUUCUAACAAAACUGACAAUGAAAUAUCAAAUGAUACAAGAGAAAGAAACAAGGAAAUACUUGAUAAUUAUUCUGUGACGGAAGUUUUGAAACUAUUAGAAGACAUGAAUUUAGGCCAGUACAAGAAAAAAUUUGAAGAAGAACAAAUCACUGGAUCAUUACUCCUAGAAAUUGAUGAUGACAUUCUUCAAAAUGAACUAGGUGUGACAAGCAAGCUUCAUCGUUUAAAGAUUACACGAAUCAUUGAAGGUCGUCAAACAUUAUUUAAGUAGACUAAAAAGUAAACUAGAUUACUAGUACUCUUACUGUUGAGUAAUAAUAUUUAAUUUUAAUAACCAAGAAAUUAAUUUCUGUUUCUGUUGACUCACAAAACACAAA
This is a messenger RNA of Amphimedon queenslandica, 1705 nucleotides long. RefSeq lists its product as uncharacterized. Bases 40 to 1599 code for a protein of 519 amino acids. Lineage: Eukaryota; Metazoa; Porifera; Demospongiae; Haplosclerida; Niphatidae. Gene Ontology annotation, molecular function: protein binding. The record is from RefSeq and is a predicted model, not a curated record. The transcript is spliced from 3 exons.